Molecule: messenger RNA, 1379 nt
Organism: Jaculus jaculus (lesser Egyptian jerboa)
Lineage: Eukaryota; Metazoa; Chordata; Mammalia; Rodentia; Dipodidae
Gene: Gpr52
Product: G protein-coupled receptor 52
Exons: 2
Coding region: 270-1355 (361 amino acids)
Biological process (GO): G protein-coupled receptor signaling pathway
Cellular component (GO): membrane
Molecular function (GO): G protein-coupled receptor activity
Source: RefSeq, a predicted model, not a curated record
UGCAGACACUGCACUAAAACCAGCCAACCAACCAAACAAGCAAGUGAAACCUCAAAUCUGAAAGGCUCAUCCUCCUCCCUUAUCCCCCAAAGCUGAGAUGUGUCACUGGUGAAGAGACCUGAGCCCAUUCUGGGAUGCUCAGCUAUAACAGAAGUGCUGCCACUGUCUGCUGGAGCAGGUUCUUAGACUCUUGUGGGCAGAAUUUAACAGAUGCUGGCAAGGGCACCUGCUUGCUGAAGCCACACUGCAAGUUUCCUUAAUACCAAGCCAUGAAUGUAUCCAGGGGCACUGAAUGGAAGACCCUGAACAUGAGCAAUGACAUCGUGAAUGUGUCUGAGCGCUACUCCUGCCCACUUGGAUUUGGUCACUAUAGUGCAGAGGAUGUCUGCAUCUUUGAGACAGUUGUUAUUGUCUUGCUGACAUUUCUAAUCAUCGCUGGGAAUUUAACAGUUAUCUUUGUCUUUCACUGUGCUCCACUGUUACAUCAUUAUACGACCAGCUACUUCAUACAGACAAUGGCGUAUGCUGAUCUCUUUGUUGGAGUUACCUGCUUGGUUCCUACUCUGUCCCUUCUGCACUACUCCACAGGUGUCCACGAGUCAUUGACUUGCCAGGUUUUUGGAUAUAUCAUCUCGGUUCUGAAAAGCGUGUCUAUGGCAUGUCUUGCGUGCAUUAGUGUGGAUCGCUAUCUUGCAAUAACCAAACCUCUGUCCUACAAUCAACUGGUCACCCCUUGUCGCCUGAGAAUUUGCAUUGUUUUGAUCUGGAUCUACUCCUGCCUAAUUUUCUUGCCUUCCUUUUUUGGCUGGGGGAAACCUGGUUACCACGGUGACAUUUUUGAAUGGUGUGCCACCUCUUGGCUCACCAGUGCCUAUUUUACGUGCUUUAUUGUUUGUUUACUUUAUGCUCCUGCUGCCUUGGUUGUCUGCUUCACUUACUUCCACAUUUUCAAAAUUUGCCGGCAGCACACCAAAGAAAUAAAUGACAGAAGGGCUCGAUUCCCUAGCCAUGAGGUAGAUGCUUCUAGAGAGGCAGGACAUAGCCCAGAUCGUCGCUAUGCCAUGGUUUUAUUUAGGAUAACUAGUGUAUUUUACAUGCUAUGGCUCCCGUAUAUUAUUUACUUUCUUCUAGAAAGUUCUCGUGUCUUGGACAAUCCAACACUAUCUUUCUUAACCACCUGGCUUGCUAUAAGUAAUAGUUUUUGUAACUGUGUAAUAUACAGCCUCUCGAACAGUGUUUUCCGGCUAGGCCUGAGAAGGCUUUCUGAGACAAUGUGCACAUCUUGCAUGUGUGUGAAGGAUCAGGAAGCACGAGACCCCAAACCUAGGAAGCGGGCAAAUUCCUGUUCCAUUUGAAGAGAACUUGUGUCAUAAAUCUAA